AUGCCUAUAACUACUCCUGCUCCUUCGCUUUCUUUCAACCGGUUCUUUAACAUCAUUGCUGGUGACCGUUCCGAGACUAAACAAAAGCGUCAUGGCAUUAACCCCUCGACUCUUGAGCCAUUGGAGGACGUCCCAGUAAGCGGCCCGGCUGAUGUUGACUCGGCCGUCGUUUCUGCCCAAAAGGCAGCAGUAGGUUGGCGUUGCACACCCUUAGUUGAUCGCCAAAAGGCGCUCCUUCUAUACGCCGAUGCGAUCGAGGCACAAAUGGACGGCUUUUCAAAGCAACUAGUUACGGAACAGGGCAAACCUGUUUCUGCCGCUGUAACCGAAUUGCAAGAAUCUGUUAAGUCGAUAAGGGGCAUAGCCCAGCUUCCCUUCUAUGAAGACGAGGUGAUAGAGGACACUGAGGAACGCCGUAUAAUCACCCGAUAUGUACCCAUGGGGCUGCGACAAGGUGUUGCUGUGGGUAUCAUUCCUUGGAAUUUUCCCAUUCUCAUGUACGCUUUCAAAAUUGGGCCAGCCCUGGUCGCUGGAUGUCCCAUCAUCAUCAAACCGUCGCCCUUUACCCCGUACUCCGCUAUCAAGCUGGUUGAGCUUGCUCAGGGCUAUUUCCCUCCGGGCGUUGUGCAGGUUCUGAGCGGUGAUGACUCACUUGGGCCUUUGCUCACUGUCCAUCCUGGCGUCAAUAAGAUUAGUUUCACCGGCUCAACCGCAACUGGCCGUAAGAUCCUCGAAAGCAGUGCAAAGACGCUGAAGAGAGUGACCUUAGAGUUGGGAGGAAACGACUCAGCAAUUGUGUGUGGCGAUGUUGACAUUGCAACAGUGGCGCCUCAGGUCACUGCCUUUGCUCUCUACAACUCCGGGCAGGUCUGUGUUGGCAUCAAGCGCGUCUAUGUGCAUUCAUCCAUUUAUCGAAAGUUCUUAAACGCCAUGGUCCAGGCGGCAAAGUCUUUGGUUGUGGCAGAUGGUUUCAAUGAGACAGCUUUCACAGGGCCUAUACAGAACAAGACACAGUAUGACCGUGUACAGGAGUUCAUUCGCUCAGUCCGAGAGGGCAAUUAUGAAGUGGCUCUCGGCGAGGAAGAAGGGAUCAAUUUUCCUGGCAAGGGUUAUUUCAUCAACCCCAUCAUCGUCGACAACCCCAGUGAAGAUUCAAAAAUAGUGCAGGAAGAGCCCUUUGGCCCUAUAUUCCCUGUGCUCCAGUGGGAAGAUGAAGAGGACGUUAUUCAGCGAGCCAAUGGUACAGAGAUGGGCCUAGGAGCGUCUAUCUGGACCCAUGAUCUUGACAGAGCCGACCGAAUGUCGAGGAAACUUGAAGCUGGCAAUAUCUGGAUUAAUUCACACAUGGCAAUUCACCCGAGCGCGACCUUCGGCGGCCAUAAGAGUAGCGGUAUCGGGUCGGAGCUCGGCAUCGACGGCAUCAAGUCGUUUUGCAACACACAAUCAGUGUAUACCUACAAGGCUCACUGA
Thyridium curvatum is the source of this 1470-nucleotide messenger RNA. RefSeq lists its product as uncharacterized. The transcript has 9 exons. The record is from RefSeq and is a predicted model, not a curated record. Gene Ontology annotation, molecular function: aldehyde dehydrogenase (NAD+) activity. Bases 1 to 1470 code for a protein of 489 amino acids. NCBI's taxonomy places the organism in Eukaryota, Fungi, Ascomycota, Sordariomycetes, Thyridiales, Thyridiaceae.